Messenger RNA from Castor canadensis (American beaver), 1503 nucleotides. The record is from RefSeq and is a predicted model, not a curated record. NCBI's taxonomy places the organism in Eukaryota, Metazoa, Chordata, Mammalia, Rodentia, Castoridae.
UGUGACACAGGGUUCAGGGAACUGAAGGCUGGUUUGGGAAUGUGAGCCACCUUGGACUUGUUACUGUUUCAGAGAAAAGAAAAGGCUUCUUCCCCUCCACCCCACCCCCAACCCUUUUGCUGACUCCUGGCAGGAAAGUUGAAAUCUAAGGCGAGUGAGGGAGAGGGAGGUAGCAUCUGGAAGACAUGGGGGUGUAGAAAUCAGGAAGUCAUAAGGGCCCUGGGUCUUUGUUCUCACUUAGUUUGUGCCUCUGUAGCUUUGUUGCAUCUGUAUACACUUCUAACCAGAACAUGGGCUGACUUGACUGGGAGAUACCAGAAGACUGAGGCAGACAGGGUAAGUGAUGCACCCUUCCCUCUUCUCCCUCCAACAGGGUCAGACAGAAGAGGGCCUCUGGCUGGGCAGGUGAAGGGUGGAGGUCCAGCCACAGGAGUAAUAGAGAAAAGGGCAGGGCCUGCCCCAUCACCUGGAUUCCAGAAAUGCCGGUGUACAAUGGAAGCCAUAGGCAGGAUGGCCCUCACUGGAUCCUGUGUGCUAUAGAGAGAAACUAGAAGAGAGACUGCAGGGAGAAAGAAUAAGGAAGGCAGGCAGAAUGACAUAUAGUAAACUCAUAUGAGAGCUGGGAGUCAGAACUCCUGGACUGGUUUCCUUGGCUUUUUCAAAAUACAGUGAAAACCUAGAGAGAAUUGUGGAGCUGGAAGAGACCCUGCAGGUCAUUUAUUUGAUUUGAGGUUGAAGAACCUGGAACCCAAACAGAGGAGUAUAAUAUGCUGAUUUUGGUUUCUGGCAUAGCUGUGAUGCCAAGUGCAAAUUUACACACAACAACUGUGUGUCUUUUUGCAGGUGCCCUGGGAGGGGCCAUGGUGCCAAGCCAGUUAUGGGGGAGACUGAAGAAGCCACUUCUCUUCCUAAGCAGUGCCUCCCUUUUCCUUGGGCUGGUUUUACUGGGUGUAUGGCCGCAAGUUGCCCCUGGCGCAUAUUUCUUUCUGACCUUGGCUGGCGUCUUCCUGUUUGCCUGCCUUCUGGCCUGUUCUCUGGAACGGGGGUUCCGAUCAAUGCAGACAGAGAACCCAGGGGCCUCAGACAAUGCACGGGACAAUGAAGGUUUUGAGGUGCCAACUUAUGAAGAGGCUGUAGAGGUAAUGGAAUCACAGUGCCAACCCCAAGAGUUGGAUCAACCACCCCCUUACAGUAGUGUUGUAAUCAUCCCAGAACUUGAUGGGGGACAGCCCAGUCAACCAGAAAGGCUUGGGAUAAGCAGACUGGAAAGGCGAGUGGGCUCAGAGGGAACUAUAACUCUGGAAGGAAAUCCUGGAAACACUCUAAUCGGUCUUCAGCUGCGAGUACCACGGGUUGUGUCCACUGCUCCUGAUCUGCAAAACUUGAGAGGGCUCCCCAAAUUGGAGCCUCUUACUCCACCCCCUACCUAUGAUGUCUGCUUUGCUCACCCUGAUGAUGAUAAUGUUUUCCAUGAAAACAACUGGACAAUGCCCUAAAGUGAUU